Messenger RNA from Sardina pilchardus (European sardine), 895 nucleotides. Its product is annotated as elastase-1-like. The record is from RefSeq and is a predicted model, not a curated record. Gene Ontology annotation, biological process: proteolysis. Gene Ontology annotation, molecular function: serine-type endopeptidase activity. Lineage: Eukaryota; Metazoa; Chordata; Actinopteri; Clupeiformes; Clupeidae. The transcript is spliced from 8 exons. Bases 1 to 822 code for a protein of 273 amino acids.
AUGCUGAGAGUCGUCCUGCUGACCGUCCUCGCCAGCCUUGUGCUGGCUGAGAUGCCCCAGAUUGUGCCCAGGUACCUGGAGGAUGGCGUUAUGGAGAGGGUGGUUGGAGGAGAGGAAGUCAACGCUCGUGGUGCCUGGCCCUGGCAGAUCUCCCUCCAGUGGAAGGCUGACAGUGGCUACAGACACACCUGUGGAGGCACUCUGAUCAGGAGGGAAUGGGUGUUGACCGCUGCUCACUGUGUGGACAGUGAUAGGACCUGGCGUGUGGUGCUGGGAGAGCACAGCUUUGACACUAACGAGGGAACUGAGCAGGUGCGUGAGGUCAGCGAAGUCAUCAUCCACCCCAACUGGGACUCCAGCAACGUUGCUGCUGGCUUUGACAUCGCCCUGCUGCGUCUGUCCAAGGAUGCUGUGCUGAACCCCUACGUGCUGCUCGGCUCCCUGCCCACCCCUGACGAGGUCCUGCCCCACGAGCACCCCUGCUACAUCACCGGAUGGGGCCUCACCGCCACUGGUGGUGAGAUCUCCACCGUCCUGAAGCAGGCUCUCCUGCCCGCCAUUGACCAUGAGACCUGCUCCAGUGACAGCUGGUGGGGCAGCACUGUGCAGGACACCAUGGUGUGUGCUGGAGGCGGCAGCGACUCUGGAUGCAACGGAGACUCUGGUGGUCCUCUGAACUGUAAGGUGGAGGGCAAGUACGUGGUCCACGGUGUGGCCAGCUUUGUGUCCUCAUCAGGAUGUAACACAGAGAUGAAGCCCACCGUCUUCACCCGCGUGUCCGCCUACUUGGGCUGGAUGGAGGAGGCCAUGGGAGAGGAAUAAACAAGGUGGUCAGACGAUGAAAUCCAACCCACUUCAAGACCAAGAGCUACGAGUCCAUGUUUUUACAAGUCCA